CUCGAGUGGCUCCGCCCGUUGGCGGCUCUCACGGUCUGUUGUGGAGCGGCGGCUUUGCCUUCCCUCCCCCUGGCGGCCGUGAAGAAGACAGGCUGAGGCUGAGGCUGGUUGUCCAAAAAGAUGAAGAUAAGCUGGUCUGCAUACGAUACAUUUGAAGCUAAUUUCAAGCCUUUGGUAGUAGUUCAGCUUGCACAAAAUACCAAAGAUGAAACCAAAGACUGGCUGGUUCAGAAGAUUGUAGGAAAGAAGAAGAAUGGAGGAGCUCAGCUUUUGGUUAAACCCUUGGUGGAGGAAGGAAAACAGAUAGAGGGAAGCAAGAACAUAUAUCUUGUUGGAGCAUCUCACUUAAGGCUGCUUCUAGGAGCUGAAUCUGUAGGAUUGGUUAAAGAAUGUAAUGAUAAUACAAUGAGAUCGUUUACAUAUACAUCUAGAACAAAUUUCAAAGAUUUUGCAGAGGACAAUUAUAAUUUCCUUACAAUGGCAGAAUGUCAAUACAUUAUCAAACAUGAACUUGAAAAUUUGAGAGCUAAAGAUGAAAAGAUGAUCCCUGGCUAUCCUCAGGCAAAGCUUUAUCCAGGAAAGUCAAUUAUGCGAAGGCUAACAACGAGUGGCAUUCUACUUCAGAUUUUUCCACUUCAUGACACAGACCAUUUAAAGAAACUUGGACAUAUAUGGUAUGAACAACUGAAAAUUAGAUACCAGCCUUUGGAUGAAAUUCGCUGUUAUUUUGGUGAAACACUUGCUUUCUAUUUUGCCUUUUUGGAAUAUAUCACAUUUGCUUUGAUUCCAAUGGCAAUCAUUGGGAUCCCUUAUUAUGUUUUUGAUUGGGAAGAUUAUGAUAAGUAUGUGCUGUUUGCAGCAUUCAAUCUGCUUUGGUCUACUGUUAUCCUUGAACUCUGGAAACGAUGUUGUGCUGUUAUGGCUUACAGAUGGGGAACAUUGAUGAUGAAGCGACAGUUUGAGGAACCCAGACCAGGAUUUCAUGGGGUUUUAGGUAUCAAUCCUGUGACUGGCAGAGAGGAACCCAUAUACUCUAGUUUCAAAAGAAAGUUACGGAUUUAUUUUGUUUCAGUCCCAUUCGUGUGCCUUUGUCUCUACCUCUCACUUCACAUAAUGAUGAUUUAUUUUGACUUGGAAUUCCAAGCACGUUUAUAUUAUGAAGAGAGCCAAAAUGAAUUAAGCGGCUUGAUAUUGUACAUGCCCAGCAUAAUUUAUGCUGUUGUGAUUGAAAUUCUAAAUCGAAUUUAUAGAUAUGCUGCUGAGUUCUUGACCUCAUGGGAAAACCAUAGAUUGGAGUCUUCAUAUCAGAAUCACUUAAUUUUGAAAGUCUUGGUGUUCAACUUCUUAAACUGCUUUGCUUCUUUAUUCUACAUUGCAUUUGUCAUAGUUGACAUGAAACUUUUGAGACAGAGCUUGGCAACUUUACUAAUAACUUCACAAGUCCUUAAUCAGUUUGUGGAAGCUGCACUGCCUUAUUGGCUCCAAAAAAGCAGGAAUAAAACAGUAAAGAAAAAGGUGAAAGCACUGGAAAUAGAUACUGAUAUGUCUUUAUUUGAACAAGUUAAUCUGGAAAAAGGAAUGGAUACUUACUCGGGCACUUUUGAUGAUUAUUUGGAGUUGUUCUUACAGUUUGGUUAUGUGAGCCUUUUUUCGUGUGUCUACCCUUUGGCUGCUGUUUUUGCUGUUCUAAACAACAUCACUGAGAUGUAUUCCGAUGCCUUAAAAAUGUGCACUGUUUUUAAACGCCCAUUUUCAGAGCCUGCUGCAAAUAUAGGUGUAUGGCAGUUGGCUUUCCAAACCAUGACUGUAAUCUCAGUUAUUACCAACUGUAUCCUGAUUGGCAUGUCACCUCAAGUAAAUGCACUUUUCCCAGAUUCAAAAUCUGAACUUAUCAUAAUUGUAGUGUUGGCAGAGCAUUUAGCACUAGUGGUGAAGUUUUUUAUGUCAUAUGUGAUUGCUGACAAACCCCAAGAUAUUGAAGUGAAAUUGGCAAGGCUAGAAUUUGAAUCUCUGGAAGCACUCAAACAACAGCAAAUGAAAUUGGCAGCAGAGUCUCUGAAAGAAUCCUAGGAUGAUAAACUGAAGAG
Python bivittatus (Burmese python) is the source of this 2087-nucleotide messenger RNA. It is a transcript of the gene ANO10, whose product is annotated as anoctamin 10. Gene Ontology annotation, biological process: chloride transmembrane transport. The record is from RefSeq and is a predicted model, not a curated record. NCBI's taxonomy places the organism in Eukaryota, Metazoa, Chordata, Lepidosauria, Squamata, Pythonidae. Gene Ontology annotation, molecular function: chloride channel activity. Gene Ontology annotation, cellular component: plasma membrane.